GUAGACUUUGACAUGUGCUACGUUUCAACAAUUCUUUCGAAUGAAUCAGAUUCAAAUAAAUUUUGACAAAUUAUUUCAUCGAAAUAGUAUGUUUUUUUAAUUUUCGUUGAAAAGACAAUGCAAAACAUGUCCGGAAAAGUGAAAAUAAAAAAUAUAUUUUGCAAAGACAGUGCUGUAAAAAGACGUUCGCGUAAACUUCCUUUCCCCAACUCGACAUGUCGGAGAGGAAGCGGGCUAUUGUGGUGGAUGGCUCAGGCCACCUCCUCGGCCGCCUCGGCGCGGUGGUGGCCAAGGCUCUCCUCAAUGGAGACAAGGUUGUGGUCCUGAAAUGUGAAGAAAUCAACAUCUCUGGAUCAUUCUUCAGGAACAAGAUGAAGUACAUGGAGUACCUCAGGAAGCGGUGCAACGUGAACCCGGCCCGCGGUCCCUUCCACUUCCGUGCGCCCAGCAUGAUGCUGCGUCGCGUCAUCAGAGGGAUGCUGCCGCACAAGACCCGCCGCGGCGGCACUGCCAUGCUCAACCUGCGCUGCGUGGAGGGUGUGCCCCGCGAGUACCAGAAGCUGCGCCGCAUGGUCGUGCCGUCUGCCAUGCGCAAGAUGCGCCUCCGCCCCGGACGCCCGUACUGUGAGCUGGGCCGUCUGGGACACGAGGUCGGCUGGAAGUACCAGGACGUCGUCAAGACCCUGGAGGCGCGGCGCCGCGUCCGUGACCGGCUCUACGCCAAGAAGAUGGCCGGCCAGAAGGCGGUGAAGGCGCGCGCACUGAGGCAGGUUUCCAAACAGCUCGCCCCCAUCGAGAAGGAGAUGGCGUCCCUUGGAUGCGUGGUUUAAUUUGAACAAUACAUGCGCAUCACGUCA
Molecule: messenger RNA, 857 nt
Organism: Amphibalanus amphitrite
Lineage: Eukaryota; Metazoa; Arthropoda; Thecostraca; Balanomorpha; Balanidae
Product: 60S ribosomal protein L13a-like
Exons: 6
Coding region: 216-830 (204 amino acids)
Biological process (GO): translation; negative regulation of translation
Cellular component (GO): ribosome; cytosolic large ribosomal subunit
Molecular function (GO): structural constituent of ribosome; mRNA binding
Source: RefSeq, a predicted model, not a curated record